UUCACAAUCAAAGAGAACAAAACAAUAGGAGGAGAAAAGAGGAGGCUUUACCUACCAAAACGCCAGUCACUUCCGAUUUCUUCUUCGAAAUCUCUUAAAUUUCUUCUGAGGAUUCACUUCUCUGUUGGGUAUUUGCACAAUCCGUAAAAGAUUCUUCCUUUCGCCUUUAAAUCGUCUCUGCUGCCUUUUACUCAAAGGCGUCUCUGUAAGUUUCAUCGCAAGCCAUCAUCAUCUAUUUCAAACAUCUCCAAGGUUUUGAUUUCCACCAUGGCAACUACUCUUAAUGGCAACGACAACACCAUGGCUCCAGAGCCUCGAAGGACUUACCAAGUUGUGGUAGCUGCAACCAAACAAAUGGGUAUCGGUAAAGACGGUAAAUUGCCUUGGAAUCUGCCUACUGAUCUCAAGUUCUUCAAGGACAUAACUCUGACCACGUCCGAUCCCGCUAAGAAAAACGCUGUUUUGAUGGGUAGAAAAACGUGGGAGUCUAUUCCGGCUAAGCACCGGCCGCUCUCGGGCCGGCUUAACGUUGUUCUAACUCGUUCUGGAGGUUUUGAUAUAGCCAACACUGAGAAUGUUGUGACUUGCAGUAGUGUAGACUCUGCUCUUGACUUGUUAGCUGCGCCGCCUUAUUGUUUGUCUAUUGAGAGGGUGUUUGUUAUAGGAGGUGGUGAUAUAUUGAGGGAAGCAUUGAACAGUCCUAGUUGUGAUGCUAUCCACUUAACUGAGAUUGAUACUAGUAUUGACUGUGAUACGUUUAUACCUGCGGUCGACACUUCUGUUUAUCAGCCUUGGUCGUCGUCGCUUCCAAGAAGUGAAAAUGGACUUCGAUUUUGCUUCACGAGUUAUGUCCGUGUAAAAAGUUCUGCUGAAGAAUCCUCUGAUGAAAGCAAUGGGUCACAGUCUCUUCAGUUUGAUGGGAAGAAGUUCUUGUUUCUUCCUAAGAUGAUUUUCGAUCAGCAUGAGGAGUUCCGGUAUUUGAAUCUCGUUGAAGAUAUCAUCUCAAAUGGCAACUUGAAGAAUGAUAGGACCGGGACUGGUACAUUAUCAAAAUUUGGUUGCCAGAUGAAAUUCAAUUUACGCCGAAGUUUUCCACUUCUAACAACAAAGAGAGUUUUCUGGAGAGGUGUUGUUGAGGAACUUCUAUGGUUCAUAAGCGGCUCAACCAAUGCAAAGGUCCUUCAAGAAAAAGGUAUCCAUAUUUGGGAUGGGAAUGCGUCAAGAGAGUAUCUCGAUGGUAUCGGCCUGUCGGAAAGAGAGGAAGGUGACCUUGGACCUGUAUACGGAUUUCAGUGGAGACACUUUGGUGCUAAGUACACAAAUAUGCAUGCUAAUUAUACUGGCCAAGGAGUUGAUCAACUCGCUGAUGUAAUCGACAAGAUUAAGAACAAUCCUGAUGAUCGACGUAUUAUAAUGUCGGCUUGGAAUCCUUCUGAUCUCAAGUUGAUGGCACUUCCUCCAUGCCAUAUGUUUGCACAGUUCUAUGUGGCAGAAGGAGAGCUCUCAUGUCAAAUGUAUCAGCGUUCUGCGGACAUGGGCCUUGGUGUGCCGUUUAACAUUGCUUCCUACUCUCUUCUUACUUGCAUGCUAGCUCACGUGUGUGAUCUUGUUCCUGGUGAUUUUAUCCAUGUUAUUGGGGAUGCUCAUGUGUACCGUACUCAUGUGAGGCCUCUGCAAGAGCAACUUCAGAAUCCACCAAAGCCUUUUCCUGUUUUGAAGAUAAAGCAAGAGAAGAAACACAUUGACUCUUUUGUGGCUGCUGACUUUGAACUCAUAGGCUAUGAUCCACACAAGAAGAUAGAGAUGAAAAUGGCCGUUUAGAGCCCAUCUAAAGUGAUUGAUGAGACUAAAAGCAGACAAAUUUGAUUGUGCUGAUUCCAUUGACAGAAAGCUUUCUUUUUUCAUGUACUUUAGGGGAUGUAAAGUGUAUAAUUGAAUCAGAUGAGUGGCCCUCAACGUCUGGACUUGAACACAUUUUUGUCGGUGAUAACUUACCACUGAUAAAUGUGUUGGGAUCCUUUAGUUCCACAGGGUUCUAAGGCGAUUUAGGGGUUUAUACUUCAUGAAUCAUGACCAUACUCUUUUGCUUGAUGUGAGUUUCCUCUCUGAAAUCUCUUAGCUCGAUCUUACUA
Eutrema salsugineum is the source of this 2132-nucleotide messenger RNA. RefSeq names its product bifunctional dihydrofolate reductase-thymidylate synthase 1. The transcript has 10 exons. Gene Ontology annotation, molecular function: thymidylate synthase activity; dihydrofolate reductase activity. NCBI's taxonomy places the organism in Eukaryota, Viridiplantae, Streptophyta, Magnoliopsida, Brassicales, Brassicaceae. The coding region runs from base 268 to 1821 and encodes 517 amino acids. The record is from RefSeq and is a predicted model, not a curated record. Gene Ontology annotation, cellular component: mitochondrion; cytosol. Gene Ontology annotation, biological process: dTMP biosynthetic process; one-carbon metabolic process; tetrahydrofolate biosynthetic process.